AUGUCCCCCUACCGGCUGGUUUAUGGGAAGGCCUGUCACUUGCCUGUCGAGCUGGAACAUCGGGCAUUUUGGGCCCUCAAGAAGUUGAACCUUGAUCUUGACGCUGCUGGAGAAGCCCGCAUGUUACAGUUGAAUGAGCUUGAGGAGAUGAGACUGUUUUCGUAUGAAAAUGCCAAGCUGUAUAAAGAGAAGACUAAAAGAUGGCAUGACAAGCGAAUUCAGCAUAGAGUGUUUGAAGAAGGCCAGCGAGUAUUACUUUUCAACUCGCGGCUGAAGCUGUUCCCAGGCAAGCUCAAGUCCCGUUGGUCGGGACCAUUCACCAUAGUUAAGGUGUACCCAUACGGAGCUGUUGAUGUCAAAGAAGAUCAAUCCGGGAGGGUAUUUAAAGUAAAUGGGCAGCGACUAAAGCACUACCUUGGAGGGGAGGUCGAUAGAGCAAAGACCUCCAUCAUUUUGAAGGAUGCUUGA
Molecule: messenger RNA, 468 nt
Organism: Humulus lupulus (European hop)
Lineage: Eukaryota; Viridiplantae; Streptophyta; Magnoliopsida; Rosales; Cannabaceae
Exons: 1
Coding region: 1-468 (155 amino acids)
Source: RefSeq, a predicted model, not a curated record